This is a messenger RNA of Penicillium brevicompactum, 2055 nucleotides long. Its product is annotated as Oxoglutarate/iron-dependent dioxygenase. The coding region runs from base 1 to 2055 and encodes 684 amino acids. NCBI's taxonomy places the organism in Eukaryota, Fungi, Ascomycota, Eurotiomycetes, Eurotiales, Aspergillaceae. The record is from RefSeq and is a predicted model, not a curated record. The transcript is spliced from 4 exons.
AUGGAUGAUCUUGGUUUUGAGGAUACUCAACGGCCUCUGCUAGACCUGGCAAAGCAAAUGGCAAAUCUUGAGGAAAUGGAGAGAUCAAAGUUCGAUGCUUGUGUCGACUGGUUUUGGGCCCAGCUACUGGAGUCUAUUGAAAUCGAAGAGAACGAAGGGUCUCAUUUGCCUCUCCGCUUUGAGUCUCUUCAAUUCCCAAGCGAUGAAGAAAUGUAUCGAAUCAAACCACAGCUAUUGAAUAACCUCAACAGGCUCCUGCCGAAUGUUUUUGAGGGCGAUAUUGUGGAAAGUGAAGGUUUUGCGGAGCUCAUGGAGACGAGACUCCCGUUCGUUUACAGGGCAACUAAACUGAAUACGCUUCAGGAAUAUUAUAUUGACCCAUCGGCGAACGCAUACUACAGCCAGCUUAUUGAUCCGAUCUUCACCCACUUCUGCAAAGGACUUGAUGGAGACAAUACAACCGAGUCGCUGGUAAUCUCAGAGAGACUUGUUCAAAACACUGCGUGUGACAAGCUUGCAAAGACAAUCGCCGGAAAUGCGGAAUCCGCCUCCUUCGUCUGCGGAAGUCUCAUUACAAUCCAAAGCAACGAAGCUUCAAAAAAUGACCAGGUUCCUUCGUCUCCCCCGGUGAGACUAGGCUGGUGCAUAGGAGAGGGCCACCCUGCCCACCUUCUUACUCUGCCUCUCUGUCACAAUUUACGUUCCGAGUCAGCAAUCGAGGGUCUGAGCAGCCUGGCACAGGACUGUGUGCCUGCUAGUUUUGGAAAGGGCGGAGAGGACGUUCUCGACCUUGAGUAUCGCAAAGCAGGAAAGCUUGAUCCACAUCAAUUUACCAGCAGCUUCAAUCUGUCCGACUUUCAAAUCCUUGAGAACGUGGAGCAAAUGCUCCUCCCAAACCUGUUCCCCGGUGAUAACAGCCAAAGGAUCAAGGCUGAGCUGUACAAGUUGAAUGUCUACUCUGGGCCUUGUGGGCUAUUCCGAAAACAUGUUGACACCCCGCGAUCGACUGCUCAAAUCGGGUCGCUGGUCGUCUGUCUGCCAUCUCACUUCACAGGAGGUAAUCUGAUCGUGCGACACCAAGGAAAAGAAGUCGAUUUAGAUUGGAGUCAGCAUAGUGAGAACACUAUCCAGUGGGCUGCAUUCUACAGUGACUGUGAGCACGAGAUCAAGACCAUCACAGCAGGACAAAGAAUCACAUUGACAUACAAUCUGUAUGUCACUCGGCCAACAGCAGUGGGGCUUUCUGUUCCAACGGAAAUAGUCAUUGACCCCAAGAGCUUGUCGUCAUACGCGUGCUUGAAACAUGCCUUGAUGAAUCCGGAGUUUUUCAGAAUGGGUAAGUUCACGUUACCCAAAGAUUGGCUGUUUGGUUUCCCUCUGGGUGAUUAUGUUGACCCCGUUCUAGGUGGCAUCCUCGGCAUUCAUUGCUCGCACGCCUAUCCCCAUACCUCCGAAGGAUUCAGUGACUUGCUACCGAACGCUUUGAAAGGUGCCGACCUUGAGCUCUUUUCAAUCUUCAAACGCCUAGGCAUCUAUGUUGUGGUUCGUCCGGUAUUUGACAGCGAAACCAAAGAGCUAAAGCGAGCCUACAACGACAAGCUAGAUCAACUCCAGGAAGACGACUACCAGGAAUUUCUUUCGUCGUUGCCCGUUGGGCCUUCAAACAUUGACCUUUACUGGAAGUUCCUUCUGUUCUCUCGUCGCAUGAGGACCCUUGAGGAUGUUGACGAAUAUGCGAAAAAGAACAACAUCCAGCUGCACAAUCGCCAUCUCUCAGAGAGAUUCCUCAUCGGGCGCAAAUUGACUCCUUUCAGACAUUCUGAUGGAGACGAGCAGGAUGAUACACUGAUUGAGAUUCUGAUGGGUGGUCACCGCUGGGACACUUUGCGUGGUGUGACAUGGAUGGGUUGCCCGGGAAAUCAAGAAAAGGACUUCACCUAUCUAGCGUACGGCAACGAGGCCUCUGUUGGAACAUUCUACAGCUGUGCCGCGAUCAUCGCUCACAUCCCACCGUUCCAUAUUCGAGAGCAACUCUUUGCAGCCCGGGAUUGGUAG